CCCGGCGGGGAGCAGCGGCGGGGCGGAGCGGGGCGGGGAGCGAGGCCCGCCCGCCCGGCAGUGCUGGCCUUGGCGGGAGCGGGAGCGGUGGGGCUGGCGGGCAUGGCGGGCAUGGCGGGCAUGGCGGGCAUGGCGGCGCGGCCCCUGGGCGCGGCGGAGCCGCUGUCGCUGGACUCGCUGCGGGGGAAGGUGCUGCUGGUGGCCAACGUGGCGUCGCUCUGAGGCACCACCACCCGCGACUUCCUGCAGCUCAACGAGCUGCAGCGGCGCUACGGCCCCCGCGGGCUGCAGGUCCUCGGCUUCCCCUGCAACCAGUUCGGGCACCAGGAAAAUGCUACGAACGAGGAGAUCCUGCUCUCGCUGGAGCACGUUCGUCCCGGCAACGGGUACAAGCCCAAUUUCAUCAUGUUCGAGAAGUGCGAGGUGAACGGGAAGAACGCGCACCCCCUGUUCACCUUCCUGAAAGAGGCGCUGCCCUUCCCGCACGACGACCCCUCCUCGCUGAUGACCAACCCGCAGUACAUCAUCUGGUCCCCGGUCUGCCGCAACGACAUCUCCUGGAACUUCGAGAAGUUCCUCAUCGGCCCUGACGGCGUGCCCUUCAAACGCUACAGCCGGCAUUUUGAAACCAUCAAGAUCCAGCAUGAUAUUGAAUUGCUUCUGCAGAAGGUUGCCAAGAAUGUUGUUGAAUAAAGUGCAGUGCCGCAGCGUUCGCUGCCCGGCCCCCUUGCUUUCUGCUCAGCUCGUUGCGCUCCUGCCUGUUUUUCUCGCAGGGGGCUGCUGCUCUGGCAGAAAUCCCAAUGUCUUGUGCAGGUUUUGUUUAUGAUAGUGCAUCUUCCAAAUUCCUGAAGUGUACUUGAUGUUUUUCAAAAGUUGCAUGAGAAUGUUUGGGAAACUAUGCUGGGGCAAGCUGCCGUGAGUCUCAGUAGCUUACUGUGAUUCUCUGAAUAAAUUAAAAAAAAGUAUACUUUC
Grus americana (Whooping crane) is the source of this 972-nucleotide messenger RNA. It is a transcript of the gene GPX1, whose product is annotated as glutathione peroxidase 1. The record is from RefSeq and is a predicted model, not a curated record. Gene Ontology annotation, biological process: glutathione metabolic process; hydrogen peroxide catabolic process; response to selenium ion. The transcript is spliced from 2 exons. Gene Ontology annotation, cellular component: mitochondrion; cytosol. Lineage: Eukaryota; Metazoa; Chordata; Aves; Gruiformes; Gruidae. Gene Ontology annotation, molecular function: glutathione peroxidase activity.